CAGUCUAAUAAUGUAACUCAAGUUGGCGUGUUCGUUCGAGCUGUGCUUGCAAAAUUUGCAAAGUUGGGAAAAGCAAAGGUUCUUUUAUACAUAUUUUUUUUUUGUUUUUGGGGGAAUACGGAAACGGACAAAAGAACAAGAAUUGCAUAGAAUGCGUAGAAAGCACAUAACCGCAUCAUAGCGUUGGAAAUAAUCGAUAAAACAGGCAAAUGUGAAAGCCGCUAAAAAGACAAUUGCGACGGAAAAAUAAGCAAAAACCAAGAAAACAAAAAAUAAAAAUAAAAAAUUAAGUAAAGCUACUUAGAAUAAAAAGUAAAGGAAAAAAUGGAAAUGCGCUUACACUAGCAAACGCGCACAGUGUUACAAAUGUGCUAAUGCAGGCGGACGGUUAAAAGGAAAGGAAAAGUGCUCGUCGUUGUUCAUAUGAAAAUUGUUUAUACACAUACACACAUACACAUAUGUCUACUUUUCGACUUGUAUGUGUGUAAAGUAUGUGCAAGUGUUCUUUGUGCGUUUGCUGAUGCUGCUGCAAAUGACAAGGAAGUCGAAAUUCUAUUCGCUUCAAUUCUGCUGCUGUUAAAAGGAAAUAUACAAUAAAUCCUUAGGAAAAAAUCAACUCGACCAAAAAUUUAAUGUCGUUCUGAGUGUUGAAAUGUAUUGUAGUAUUUGCACCAAAGUGACCUUUCACAGUUGGAUACGAAACGAAAUCAGCGCCGUGCGUUUGCACACCCCCAACCAAAGUAGCGAUUACAUGAACGACAACAGCAGCAGAGGCAGUGGUAGCGGCGUCGGUAAUAAAAAGAAAAACACCAACAACAACAACAAUAAUAAAAACAAAAACAACGACAACGAUAUUUUAUAUCCUGUAAAGGCAACGCUUACAAAAAUAUGAAAAAAUCGAUGCCAGACUCCGAUACUUCAACAGUCACAACCAUAGCCAUAGCCAAAGCUAUAUAGCCAUAGCUAAAACACCAGCAGUGGCAAAGCAAUAGCAGCAGCGGCAUUAAAAGCUACAACAGCAACAGCAACAACAACCACAGCUCUUCUCAUUGCAUUGCUGAAUUUAAUUCAUUCAUCGUAGCACUUUGAUAUUGUAUUUUCACUGAUUUUAUUUGCUGUGCUGCGAAAAUUUCUGUUUCGGUGGGCAUAAAAGGAAAAGGCAGAAAUUGUUGUUACAUACAUAUGUAUAUGCAUACAUAUAUGUAGUUGUUGAUUUUCCGGAGUUUUAUAAAUUAUUACCCUACGCUUAUAAAAAACAACAAAACAAAACAAAAAAAUUUAAAUAUAAUAAUGGCCACUUCAUCGGAAUUACUGCAUCAGCCUGAAUCUAAUAACGGUUCGGAGGAAUCUAUUAGCAAUUGUGCAAAUUCCAGCAAUUUGCUGGAUUCGCAUGUCGAUGAAGAAUCAAUACAAACAACUGGCGCAGAUGCCGAAGUGGCAACAUCACCUGAAGUCCACGAAAACGAAGAUGAUAACUCCAAAAAGGAUUUUAGUGCAACACCUUGUCACGAAAGGACGCAGGCACAGGACGUUGAACAGGAACAGCAGCAGCUAGAGCAACAUCAGCAAUCAACACCUACUUCACCCUCCUCAAUACAAACCCAUGAGGCGCAUAGCAAUUUUUCACCAGACGAAAUACCCGAACCUAUUAAGGUGCUAGAUGAUAUAAUCUCUGAAUUCGAAGACACAUCAAAGCCAACGAACGCAGGUGGUAACGGUGAAAAUCAGUCCGAGGAUGAUGGUUACAUGAGUUUAAGUCGAAAGAACAUGCACAAGCAAGACUUCGAAAAUGUCUCACAGAGCAGUAUAGGCAGUAAUGUACCACCAGUCACGACACCAACUCAAGAGUUUCACGAAUUUAACAACACCACAGAUGUUACCUGCCAAAGCUUGGAGAAGCCUGUCGAUCAGAAUAUUAUACAAUCCACUUUGCCAAAAGCGCGUCCAGCUUCUGCGUUGACGAGCAACAACUACUCUAGUCUUCCAUGUUGUGGUGCGCGCUCUACAUCAUUGGACGGUAAAACGACGCGCGGCGUUAGCUGUAAUGGUGAACGCAACAAGCUGGGUAUCGAUAUUAGUGCGGUACAUAAUGCAGUGCUACGCGGUGGACUGGCAAAGCUACCAGAGCCAAUUCUAAAUGAGCAUCCCGUUACUAUCUAUCCCGGCCGUUAUUCACCAUCAGCCGAACACAAACGAAAUGCUAAUCGUCCACAGCGUAUUUUAUCCUCUGUUGAGAAACACAAAGAAGUUUGUCACAUGCUUAAUCCUUUGUCAUCGAUUUCCUCUUCAUCUUCCUCGUCAAGUUCGAAUUGUGUGGGCUUGUUGGAUAGCAGCAAAAUGACAGAUAUCCCUAAUAAUAUUCUGAAAAAGCCAUAUAUACGUAAGGAUCUUGUUACAAAUGAAUUUAGAUUAGUAAGUGAAGAUGAUUUCUCGGACGAUUCGAUUGAAGAGCAAUCAUUGUCGCCAAUCACUUCACACUCCUCGCCACAUAAACAAACUGGCAUUGCGUGGGAGAUACAUUUCAAGAGCAACAAAAAGAAGUCGCGAAGUUCAGCGAAGAAAAAGCCGCCACGCAAACAUACCGCCGAUUGCAUUGCUAAGACAGAAAAUGGCGGAUAUCCUUUACCCAUAGUGACUGGUGAUUCAUUUUAUUCGAAAGAUGCUGAACGUGGCUACCGUCGAGAACCGGUUGUUAUAGAUGCAUUGGAUGGGCCAGAUCACUGCUCGGGCCAGACCACGGCGGAUAUUUUAAAUCACUGUUUGUAUCGCCAUACAAAUAUGUUGGGUAAAGGCACAUUUAUAAUACGACGGGCCACAAAGAAACCACCAACCACAAUGGAUAUAUUUCGCAAUGAAACCGAAGAUUUGGAUGGUAUGCGUAUACAAGACCAAAGCGACUAUGAAGAGUUUUCAUCGAUGGAAGGUCACGAAAACUGCAAGCCAAAUGAGACAUUAAGCUCGAAUUCCAGACACAGUAUAGAAUUAGUAGCGCCUAUAGGACCCACUUUGCCAUCACCCAGGGACCGCCUUUCUUUAAAUCUGGAACCACAAUUACCAAAUAUUUUUACCAAAGAAAUGUUGGCUGUGCAUAAAGGAGAGCGUUCAUCCUCCGAAGAACUUCUGGCACCCACUAAGAAGGCAUCGCUUAAAAGAGAGAAUAAAAGACGCAGUACUGACUCGAUCAACACAAAGUCUUCCAGCUAUGAAGAAACUGAGGAAAAUGAAUCGAACGAAAGUGCUAACUUGUUUUCGAACAAAAAAAGUUUCGAUGCUUGUAAUUUGUAUGCUUACAAGAACGAUGCCGCAGGCUGUAUGAAAGGACCAGAGUUUGCAGACUUACGCUCCUCAACAACAACGACUCCACACACCGAUCUAGCGCCAACACUUGAAGAGGAAGAGGAACAAUACAGCGAUUUCAGCUAUAGCGGUGCGCCCAUUGAACAAAUUGAGAAUAUCGACAGCAAUAUAAACGCAUUACUGCGUGGAGAUAUUGCGGCGGUACGUAUUGUUGAAGGCGGUGCGCAUCCUAAACGUCCACUCGAAUUUCGUCCCGGUGUGCAUAAAUCGGAGAGCGCAAAAGAGAUGCUGCUGUCUCAAAGUGCAUUCGGUCCAUUGCCGCCAUCACCACCGUCAUCUAAUCCGGACUUAUUUGAUUACGAUGCUCUACCACUGCCACCGUCACCGAAGGAUGCCCUCUUGAUUAAUGAGAGCAAUCGCAGCCUUGUUAAAGGUUUUAAGAAGACGACAACUGCCGAAAUUCAUACGCCUUCCUCCUUGGGCGAUGAACGUCGAAAUCGUGACAAUAUGAACGCUUUGCGUUAUCUAAGCAACGAUUUGCCACCCUUACCACCGCCCGCUUUCGAGAAUAUGCCACCAGCUGUGCCACCACAUCGUGGACAUUCAGUGAAUACGAUGAAAUCCUGGUCCAUUGAUUCGCAUUACAAGAAAAAAUCACCGAAAAUGUUGGGUUACGGUAGCGGCAUUACUACGCCAACGGGAUCUCAAUACGAAGGUUCGUACUCAACGAAGCGUUAUGUUUCCUAUGGCACCAAACGGAGCCUGAAACAAUCGCCGCGCGAAGAAUUGCGUUUGCAAACUUCAUGCAGUCUUCCGGAGACACCAAUUUUUGCACGAGGAAGCUGUGACAUACCGCGCACCCCGUUCAGACGACAACCCGAAAGUGCCAUAAGCGGUUCGCGCACAGCACCUCGUUCCAGCACAUCACACAGUAUUAAUAUAGGCAACACGAUGGGUGGAAUGCCAACUGGUGGCAAUACAUUCGGCGCAGGUAUGUGCCGCCAACGUUCCAUGAACCAUGCGCUUGCUUCGAAUGAGAUGUUACGGUUGGCCGGUGCACCAGCACGGGGCUGGUAUCCGAAACAACGCUCUAUGCGCCCAGCCUCUACAGAAAAUAUUGAUCGUCUGAGCUCAUCGCGCGUUUGGGAUAGUGCUGCCGGCAUGUCUGGUACCGGGCAGUCGAGGAAACCGUUAACGUUGCCGCCAAAUUUGACGCCAUCUUUUUUAAAUAAGUCGCCAAGAGAGGCUCUACGUCGCGUAACGAGUCUUUUGAUAGCGAAGAAGAAAAACACUAAAGAGCGCAAGGGUAAGCCAUAUUCGGAUGCCACAUUCGAUGGAAAUCUGACUUUCGAGCAAGAAACUACAGUCCCCACUCCAAAGGAUAAUGCACGCAACUUUAACAAUACGUCACAGAAGCCUCAGAAGAAAAAAGGCCUUUUUAAAAGCUUAUGGAAAAAAACAAAACACUUUUCACUAGAUCAAUAAGUAGCAAUAACAGAGCAUACACAAACCAUUAAAAUACGGAAUAUUUACACAAUUAGCACACAAAUCCUACCCAUCCAUCCAUCCAAAGAGCCGCAAACAUUCACAUACAUAUGUAUGUAUGUACACCCACACAUAACCACAUCUAACAGAGUUGCAGAUUACCGAUUAUUAUCAUCUAUUUAUUAUCGUUAUAUACUCACAGUUGGCAUAAUUUAUAGCCGUUGAUAUGAUGCUCAUACUUACAUACAUACAUAGGUGCAUACAUAAAUACUUUAAAAGCGACAGCAUAUAAAAUGCGAUGCCAGACAAAUUUUUACAUAAAAUAAAUAAAUAACACAAGCAUCAAUACACAAAAUUACGAGUACGAGUACGAGUACAUUAAAUGAAAAUGCAUAAAACGGAAAAUUACGACACACAGAGUAUAGAAAUGCACAAAGCCGCAAAAAUAAGACUGAAUUUAAAAAAAGGAACAAAAAUUUAAAUAUUGAUAUUUCAAAUAUAAGACACAACUCAGUUCAGCUUCACUUACCUAAAACUGGAAAACAAAAACAAAAAAAGCAACAAAAAAAAACAAAAGACAACAAUAUCUUCUCAUUUUUUAAGAGUUAAUAAAACAAAAAUGUUCAGAUUAGCACGAAUCUAAAAACUACAUAAUAAAAAUUUCGUCAAACAACUUUGGUACCAGCAACUUUGUAGUAGAAUUUAGAUCCGAAAUUUCGAGACUUGUGUAAAUUGACUGUAUCUAAUUAGAAUUUAGCCAUACAUUGAAGCAAAGCCAAGCAAACACACGAGGCAACUACCUAGUCAACAAAUUAAGAUUUUUGUAGGAUAAAGUACUUAUUUUCCACACACUUCCAACUUACACUGUAGCAACAACUACACUAGAAGAACCUGUGUUGGGUUAAACUAAUUAAGAAACGAAUACUUUUAGCAUUUAAAUGCAUAUUUUCGUAUAUUUUACUUCAUUUUUAAGUAUACAUAAAUAUGUAUUUUGAAAAAUUAUAAUAUUUUGAAAAAAAAAAAAACGAAAAAAAAACAAAAAAGGUCCUCUCUAUUAAGCAAUAUUGGGCUCUCGCAUGUUAUAUGUAUGUAGUCAUUGGCAAAAGUAUUAUUUAUUCAAUGUUUAUUUAAAGUAUAUAUACGUACAUGUAUUAUUAGUCAUUUUUAUAAAGCAAAUAAAGUUAGAAAGAAAACAAAAGGAGUUAGUAGGAAAGCACCAAAUUGUAAUAUCACUCAAAUGAACUUAUUUUUAUGAACGUUAGAUUUGCAUCUACGAGCAAAAACAAAAAUUAGGCCGGUACGGCGUAAGUGAGUUUUGUUUACAGCCAUGAACGAAAGUAAAUGAAAAAAAAAAAUCCAAUGUUUGUAUGUAGUUUGUCAGCAGUUAUUGAUGCAAAUAUACCUAAAGCAUGAAAACUCACUUGGAAAAUGAUGGCGAGGCUUAAAACUGUUAUUUCCGAAAGUGCCAGGUGGAAAAUUGAAAAAUGGUAGAGUAUAGUAAGCCAGCGAAAAAGCUUUGCUCUGUUUUUUUUUUUGGCGUAACGAAAAUGAAAGUUAAAAGUUUAACGAAAAUCAAAGAAGAAAUAUCGUGGAAUACUUAAAAUUCGCUUUGCUAAACGCACAACUCCGAAAGAUUAUAGGCAUACAUGAAGGCGAAUUUCUUACUUUGUUGUUCGCAAUUUUGACAAGUCUGACGUUAGGCUCCUUUUCAAUCCAAAACAAAUAAAAGGAGGAGAAAUUAUAUGUUCAAGGUGAAUUGAGUCCCAUAGGUGGUGCCUUCCCAAAACAGUUACUUUGUUUUACGCGAUUUUGACAAGUCUGACGUCAAGUCCAUUUCCAACACAAAACAAACAAAAGGGGAACGAGAAAUUGCAUCUUCAAGGGCGAAUUGAGUACAAUAAGUGACGCCUUCCUAAAAUAGUUAUUUUAUUUUUCGCGAUUUUGACAAGUCUGACGUCAGGUCCAUUUCCAACACAAAACAAACAAAAGAAGGACGAGAAAUUACAUCUUCAAGGGCGAAUUGAGUAUCUUGGGUGGUGCCUUCCUAAAAUAGUUAUUUUGUUUUUCACGACUUUAACAAGUCUGACGUCAGGCUCCUUUCCAAUACAAAAUAAACGGACAAAACAAACAAAAAGAGGAGGAGAAGUUACAUAUUCAAGGCGAAUUGGACACUGAAGUUGGCGUCUUUCCACAGUUACAAUACUUUAUUUUUUGCAAAGCUGACGUCAGGUCCCUUACAAAUACAAAAUAAACGAAUAAAAUAAACAAAUCUGGAUAGGUGCUACAAUAUCCAGAACGCUAUUGGGCCACAGUUACGCGGGUCUCGCGCAGAAGCUGGAGCUCUUCGUCUGCAAAAGGAGGUGGUUGGGCUCUGAUAACAGCAUU
Messenger RNA from Anastrepha obliqua, 7167 nucleotides. RefSeq lists its product as uncharacterized. NCBI's taxonomy places the organism in Eukaryota, Metazoa, Arthropoda, Insecta, Diptera, Tephritidae. The record is from RefSeq and is a predicted model, not a curated record. Bases 1291 to 4782 code for a protein of 1163 amino acids. The transcript is spliced from 15 exons.